GGCCACAAGUCUUAUACAGUGGUCUUUGCCACUGCCCAGGGCUCAAGCGGGCAGCAGGAUGGCUGGGAGCCUAGCACAUGUCUGGGUUUUCCUUCCAGGUCCAGAAGAAACAGCAGAGAUGUCAAAUGAGCCACCCCCUCCUUAUCCUGGGGGCCCCACAGCCCCCCUUCUGGAGAAAAGUGGAGCCCCGACUACCCCAGGCCGCACCUCCCCAGCUGUGAUGCAACCCCCACCAGGUAUGCCGCUACCCCCUGCAGACAUCGGCCCCCCACCAUAUGAGCCACCAGGUCACCCAGUGCCCCAGCCAGGCUUCAUCCCCCCGCAUGUGAGUGCAGAUGGUGCCUACAUGCCUCCAGGUUUCUACCCUCCUCCAGGCCCCCACCCACCGAUGGGCUACUACCCACCAGGGCCCUACCCUCCAGGCCCCUACCCUGGCCCUGGGGGCCACACGGCUACUGUCCUGGUCCCUUCAGGGGCUGCCACCACAGUGACAGUGCUGCAGGGAGAGAUCUUCGAAGGUGCUCCUGUGCAGACAGUGUGUCCCCACUGCCAGCAGGCCAUCACCACCAAGAUCUCCUACGAGAUUGGCCUGAUGAACUUCGUGCUGGGUUUCUUCUGCUGCUUCAUGGGGUGUGACCUGGGCUGCUGCCUGAUCCCCUGCCUCAUCAACGACUUCAAGGAUGUGACACACACAUGCCCCAGCUGCAAAGCCUACAUCUACACAUACAAGCGCCUGUGCUAACAGAGCCAGGACUCAGGAUCCUUCCCCACCACCUGUCAGUUCGGUCCCCUGUGCUUUGCUCCCUGCACUCAGUUGUCAUUUACCUGCUCCCAUUUGGGGUUGGAAGUUGUGCCACCAUCCCCUGGAAGUCUUGUUCUCUUCACCUUCCCCUCCCUGAGCACCUGACUCUUCCAGCCAAUGUUCUAUUGGAUUUUAGACCAAGGGUCAGUGAGGGCAGGGCUGAGCUCACGAGCCAGCUGCUUGGUGUUUGUGAUCAGGAAGGUAAGCUGGGGGAAAAAAAAAAAGGAAGGUAAGCUGGAAGGGGCCACCCGCUGGCGUCCGACUCCUUCCUCUGUUUCUGUACAGGUCUGGUUCCAAACAUUUCUCCCUGGUACCAAAAGCAGCCAGAGCUGUGGUGGGUCCCAGGCCUGGAGCCUUCAUUGGGGCUGUGCUUGUAGUCACAUCAUUUUUGGCCUGCUGGGCCAAGUAUGGAGUUCUCUAGAGUCAGGCAGGCCUAAGCUAGACAGGGUUAUAAGGCCUGGGUUUGAUUCUGGAGUACAUUGUGCCUCUGGGGUGCCAGAGGUGGGGCAUAACAGUCAGGAGUGAUAACUGCCACCUCUGGCCCUCAGAACCCUCAGGUAUAGAAACCCAGGACCCAUAACACCCUGUCUGGUACCCAAGAAUUGCCUGGUGUAAGGAGUAGCCAAGAAGGAAGGACCUUACCCCUCCCCCACCACCUUUGAGUCAAGAGUGCAGACCCCCUUUUCAGGCUACACCUCUGUGAAUCUUGCAUUGCUGAGGCCCGAAGGUAUCCCCAUGAGCCUGCCCUCUUCCAUCUGCACCGCGUCCUCCCUGCGUGCUCUGCCCCUGGACUGGUGUGUCCCAGCUGGGCUAAGAGAUGGCAGAGAGGAAGGCCCCCUGUGGGUGUGCCUGGAUCUGCACAGCUGCCUGGUGACCCUCUUCCCGGUAAGCACUAGGCUGCCUUCUGCUGCAGGGCCUCAGCAGGAUGCACCUCAGGACAUACUGCUGCACUGGGCUGGAGACUGACUGGAGGAAGGAGCAACCACCAGUACGAUGUGCCCUGGUGGACACCAGCCCUGCCCUGGGCCUGAGCCCAAACCUGUUUUUACUUCCUGAAUGGUUUGUCUGUGAACUUGCUCACCUGGACCGCUCUAUCUUACCACUGUCCCAUUCCUGGUCUUGCAUUGCCACUGCAUGGCCUCCUGUCACUGUGAACUGUGGCCCAGUCUGUUUGUAGUUUCUCAUUAAAUUGGUCCUUUUACUCCCCACCCUG
Otolemur garnettii (small-eared galago) is the source of this 2015-nucleotide messenger RNA. It is a transcript of the gene CDIP1, whose product is annotated as cell death inducing p53 target 1. Gene Ontology annotation, molecular function: zinc ion binding. Bases 59 to 742 code for a protein of 227 amino acids. NCBI's taxonomy places the organism in Eukaryota, Metazoa, Chordata, Mammalia, Primates, Galagidae. Gene Ontology annotation, biological process: intrinsic apoptotic signaling pathway in response to DNA damage by p53 class mediator; tumor necrosis factor-mediated signaling pathway. The record is from RefSeq and is a predicted model, not a curated record. The transcript is spliced from 4 exons.